GAAUUUAUGAUUGGUGAAUAUGCCUGUUAACAAAUCACCUAUGAUUAAUACAUAUGGAGGCAUAUCUUCGCCUUAUCAUGAAGAGAUCUGGAAAUUAAAUUUUCAACAUUUAAGUGGAGAAAGGAGUCAUAAAUCAAGGCCAACAUUUUCAAUCACAAAAGAAUUCAUCUUGAGAUUCAAUCAAACACAAAAUUCCAAAGAGAAGGAAGAAUUGUUGGAACUAGCUAGAAAAAUCAUUCUCAGAUGUAAGAGAAAAUUGGGUCUCAAAACCUUGGGCUCUGGGAAGCAUGUGCAUCUUCCUGCUGCAUGGAUUGAAGUAAUAUAUCUGGCUCAAUGCAAAGGGGAAAUCCAAGAUGAAGCUUUAAAUAUGCUUUAUGCAUCGCUGGACCAUGCUUCCUUUGAUUAUGAUCAUCUGCCUGCCUUAUUUUUUGUUGCGGAAUCGGUUUUAUACAGACUCUGUUGUGAUGCAUCCCUCAAAACAUAUUUAUAUUCAGUUGAAAUAAAGCUAGUAAAGAUUGGCUAUUUGGUCUUCUUACGACUUUUUAUAUUUUUCCUGCAUGGUCAUCUAGAAAGUUUUAAGCAACAUUUACUUAGGCUUCAACCAUAUUUAUACGCACUUUCUUUCUCUGGAGCAUCAUAUCACAAGUAUCCAAACAUCUUUUCAAAUGUGCAAUUCAUCCUGAAAGCCUCGGAAAUUAUAGGUAAAAGAGAACUCCGUUCUGAAUCAAUUUUUAGCCCUGUGGAAAAUAAGAAAAGACAUGAGAACACAGAUUCUGAUAUGGGAGGAUAUGAAAUUAACCACCUGCUCUGGCACUGUGUUGCUGCUUGGUCUUGUGUUCAGAAUAACAGUCCUCAGUUAAAUAAUGUGCUUGAACAUCUCAUCUUCCAUAAGACACAGCUUCAAAAGAAAUGCUGGUUGGAUUCAGUACUGGCUUUACUGGUCCUUGGGGAGGCUGCCAAAUUAAACAUGGCCUGCUUGAAAGCUUUAAUGGACAUAGUGAGAGAUUUUGUUUCAAGCAUUAUGUCUGUUCAAAAUCAGGGAGAAAGUUGUGAGGUAGAUGAUUUUUCCUGGGCCUGGAAUGUAGUCUACAUAUAUACAGUAAUUCUUGCAGAAAUCUGCUUGUAUGCAGCCACUUCUGAUUUGCGAAAAACUGCUCUAAUUGGUUUCUGUCGAUGUAAAAGUUCACGAAAAAAUAUUUUACGCUUGGACAAAUCAGUACCUCCAGAAUUAAAGGAAGCAAGUAUUUUAAGUCUUUUGGAAUAUUUCUCUUCAAAAAUGUCAGAGAAUUGUGAUCAAGUAGUCUGGACUGGUUACUAUGGCUUAGUGUAUAACCUGGUGAAAAUUUCAUGGGAACUUCAAGGAGAUGAAGAACAGGAUGGACUUAGAAAUAUAAUAUGGCAAACAUUGCAGAAAACAAAGGAUUAUGAGGAAGAUAUACGAAUCCAAAAUGCAAUCAAUAUCGCUCAGGCUGAGUUAAAUGACCCAACCGAUCCUUUCACCAGGUAUAGUACAAACAUCUCAUCAAAUGUAGGAGAAGAAGUUUUCUCCAAAUAUAUUGGGUGGAGAAUUGCCGACACUCUUUCCAAACUAUUCUUUCCCCCCAUUGAGGCCUGUGUUCUUCCUUUGAAGAAACCAUCAAUAAAAAAGGAUCAAACAAAAUAUCCGAAUAAAAAGCUGGAGUCCAUGAAAAAGAAAGUUCUACAUUUCACUGUAAGGGAACAUCCUUCUGUAUCAGAAAUUCCCAUGUUUCCAUAUCCAGAUUUCUUCACCAAGGCAGAUAAAGAGUUGGCAAAAAUCAUUGACCAUCACUGGCAGGAAGAGCUAAAGAUCCGUGAAAAAGAAGAUGCAAUAUGCAAGGCUCAAGAACUUAAAGAUAAAAAGUUAGCAGAGAAAAAACACUUUCAAGAAGUUAUGAAGAAAAGAGAAGAGAAACUACAUAAGCAAACUAAGCCCUAUGAGCUUCCGUACAGGAAGGAAGUAAUUAGAAAAGAAAAUGCCACCUCCCAAAAUUGAGGUCUACAUGGCAGAAAUACAUAGCAUGAAAAAUACCAAGAUAACUACAUAGUAAGAGAACUUCUUGUCAUUAAAUUGAGGUAUUGUUUAGAAAGAACUUGUUAUCCUGAUACAAGCUGUUUAAUAGUUAUUUCUUAGUUCUAAAUUAAUGACCAACUUUUAAUCACACUUGAAUGAAGUGAUUUCACUAGUCAAAAAUUUCCAAGACUACAUGUAGUAGUUUUCUCAACUGACAUUUAUCUCAUGAUUGUACAGCAUACUUGAUAACUGAUUCGCAGAACAUUGAUGUUCAUCAAACAGUUAGAUGGAAAUUCAUUACAAAUUAAUUAAUGAGUCACCAUACAAGAAUUAUUUCUUGAAAACAGAAUGAGCAUAAGCUAACAAUCCUGUAAUUACUAUUAUUCAAAUAAAAAUAUUAUGGCAUCUUACUUGAUUGGCAUUUUAUAAUCAAUUUAUACCAAACCAAACAAACCCUAUUUCAGAGAUUUGAAUCCAGAAGGUCUGGUCAUCUUAGACUGAUUGGCUUGAUCUUUAACAGAUGCCAGAGGGGACUCUUGAGAGAUGCUGGUUUUACUCUGUUCUGUGAGUUUAUGAGAAUGAAUUUGUAUGAUCCUGGAAGGUCCAGGAGUAACUGUUGAAAACAUUCGUACAGAUAGGAGUUAUUUUAGAAAUGGAACUUCACUUCACCUGAAGUUCGGAACCUAUGAGUAACAGUAACAGGGUGGAGUUUUUGUGAUGUCUUAUAUUCCUUUCCUGAAAACUGAAAAAUAUAGAUAAUAAUCAUACCUCAGUUUCACACAGGUGACUUGGUGAUACUCAAGAGACAGGGACUUUAUCAGGGGUGUCAAACCCAAAUGACUACCAGGUCAGAAAGGAAACAUAAAUUAGUGAAGCCGGCUAAGGAAUACCUAUCCUAUCUAGAGAAAUUUCCCACCACUUUGGUUGCAUUCUAAAAUGUAUGUCAGUAUUGUAAAAUCCUUCAGUCUUUCAAGAAGCUUUUAAAUGGGAUUACUUUUCAAAAAAAAAGCUAAGUAACCAAA
Molecule: messenger RNA, 3054 nt
Organism: Rhinopithecus roxellana (golden snub-nosed monkey)
Lineage: Eukaryota; Metazoa; Chordata; Mammalia; Primates; Cercopithecidae
Gene: TMEM232
Product: transmembrane protein 232
Exons: 13
Coding region: 20-2014 (664 amino acids)
Source: RefSeq, a predicted model, not a curated record